Molecule: messenger RNA, 630 nt
Organism: Striga hermonthica
Lineage: Eukaryota; Viridiplantae; Streptophyta; Magnoliopsida; Lamiales; Orobanchaceae
Source: the annotation of a GenBank genome assembly
AUGGUGUCGCUCAAGCUCCAAAAGCGGCUCGCCGCCAGUGUUCUCGGCUGCGGCAAAGGCAAAGUAUGGCUCGACCCCAACGAGUGCAGCGAAAUCUCCAUGGCUAAUUCUCGACAAAAUAUCAGGAAGCUGGUAAAGGAUGGUUUCAUCAUCAGGAAGCCAACCAAAAUUCACUCGAGAUCCCGUGCUCGCAGAAUGAAGGAGGCCAAGAGAAAGGGUCGCCACUCAGGAUAUGGUAAGAGGAAGGGUACCAGAGAGGCUAGGUUGCCAACAAAAGUUCUCUGGAUGAGGAGAAUGCGUGUCCUUAGACGUUUGCUCCGUAAGUACCGGGAGGCAAAGAAGAUUGACAAGCACAUGUACCAUGAUAUGUACAUGAAGGUUAAAGGUAAUGUGUUCAAGAACAAGAGGGUGCUCAUGGAGAGCAUCCACAAGUCCAAGGCUGAAAAGGCUAGGGAGAAGACCCUGUCCGAUCAGUUCGAAGCCAAGCGUGCUAAGAACAAGGCGAGCAGAGAGAGAAAGCAUGCCAGGAGAGCGGAAAGAUUGGCUCAGGGACCUGGAGAGAGAACACCAGCAGCUACUCCUGCUGCUCAACCUACACCUACAGGGGGAGCCAAGAAAGCCAAGAAGUGA